This is a messenger RNA of Erythranthe guttata (spotted monkey flower), 846 nucleotides long. RefSeq names its product receptor-like protein EIX2. Gene Ontology annotation, molecular function: protein binding. Lineage: Eukaryota; Viridiplantae; Streptophyta; Magnoliopsida; Lamiales; Phrymaceae. The record is from RefSeq and is a predicted model, not a curated record.
AUGCUUAUGCUGGAAUACGAGUCAUGGUGUUGCCAGCUCGUUGUUCGGAGGUCGCCGCUUGACGUCGAGUCUUAUAAUAGUAAUUUGGCUUCUCUCAAUUUGUAUUUUGCUCAUCUCGUCAUAAUGGCCCGUAUCAAAUAUAUUGAUUUCUACUACCUUGAUGCAUUAGUACAAUGGAAGGGUCGGGAGGCCGAGUACAGAAAAAAUAUUCGACUUCUUAAACUGAUUGAUCUUUCAAGCAAUAAUUUAGUCGGAGACAUUCCUGAAACAUUUUCAUCUCUCAAGGGAUUAAUUUCCUUAAACCUGUCGAGAAACAGCUUGACAGGAAACAUAAAUCCCGACAUUGGUCAGAUGGAGGUGUUAGAAGUCCUUGAUCUAUCAAGAAACCAACUCUCCGGCACAAUACCCGUCGGCAUGGCACAGCUGCAUUCGUUGGCGGUUCUUGAUUUGUCGAACAACAAUUUAUCAGGCAAAAUCCCAUCAAGUACCCAACUACAGAGCUUCAAUGAGUCUUCCUAUGCCGGAAAUCCCAAACUAUGCGGGCCCCCUCUUGUGUCUUGCCCGGGAGACAAACUCAUCCCGGACACCACCGAUCAAGGGAGACAUAAUAACAAAGAGAUGAAGGACGAUGAAGAUGAAGGUGGCUUUAUUCUGAUGAGAAUAUCUUUUUGGAAAGAGGUUGGCAUAUCGAUUGUGUUUGGUUUUAUUGUUGGGUUUUGGGGAUUUGUUGGUUCUUUAUUGAUCAAGAGGUCAUGGAGAGUUGCAUACUUUAACUUCUGGGGUCGUGUCGGAGAUUGGUUCUAUGCUACUACAAUUGUGUUUUUCGGAAAACUUAGGCGCGCCUAA